This is a messenger RNA of Aspergillus novofumigatus IBT 16806, 1292 nucleotides long. Its product is annotated as 40S ribosomal protein eS7. Lineage: Eukaryota; Fungi; Ascomycota; Eurotiomycetes; Eurotiales; Aspergillaceae. The coding region runs from base 295 to 885 and encodes 196 amino acids. Gene Ontology annotation, molecular function: structural constituent of ribosome. Gene Ontology annotation, biological process: translation; ribosomal small subunit biogenesis; rRNA processing. The transcript is spliced from 2 exons. The record is from RefSeq and is a predicted model, not a curated record. Gene Ontology annotation, cellular component: small-subunit processome; 90S preribosome; ribosome.
GCAGAACCCCUCCGAGCUGGAGACUGCGAUCGCCGGCGCUCUCUUCGACUUGGAGAGCAACACACAGGACCUGAAGGCCACCCUUCGGCCCCUGCAGUUUGUCUCUGCCCGUGAGGUAAGACUCGCCUGAUUACUUUGUCUUCCAGUCCGCAUGAGUCCAGUGUCAAUUGCACCACAAUUGUUCUUCGAAGCGAGGAAUGGGAAAAAAACAAUAAAUAUUGGACGGGUGUGGUAUAUCUAUAUGCUUGAUGGGAUUGUGUGCGGAGAUUGCUCUGCGUGCGCAAGCUUGUUUCAAUGGCAGAUUUUACACGUCUCUUCGCAGCCUGGGAAAUAGGGAAGACUAGAUGGAAGGGUGAUACGGGUGUGAUGGACACUGGACUCAUACGGGCUUUUGUGCAUAGCUAUUUUCUCAGGUCAUCUAACACGGUACUACAGGUUGAGGUCGGCCACGGCAAGAAGGCCGUUAUCAUCUUCGUCCCCGUCCCUCUCCUCCAGGGCUUCCACAAGAUCCAGCAGCGCCUGACCCGUGAGCUCGAGAAGAAGUUCUCCGACCGCCACGUCCUCUUCGUUGCUCAGCGCCGCAUCCUGCCCCGCCCCAAGCGCUCUGUCAACUCCCGCACCAACCAGAAGCAGAAGCGUCCUCGCUCUCGCACCCUGACCGCUGUCCACGACGCCAUCCUCAACGACCUCGUUUACCCCGUCGAGAUCGUCGGCAAGCGUAUCCGCACCAAGGAGGACGGCAGCAAGACUCUCAAGGUCAUCCUGGACGAGAAGGAGCGUGGUGGUGUUGACCACAGACUCGACGCCUAUGGCGAGGUUUACCGCCGACUAACCGGCCGCUCUGUUGUCUUCGAGUUCCCCCAGAGCGGUGCCGCCGAGUACUAGAUUUAUUUAUCCUUGUCAGAAUCAUGUGGUUUAGAUAAAUAAAGCGAAGUGCACACGGAGGGGUCCUGGUGGGAUUUCGUGUCGGGGGCGGGUUCUCGCGCGAGAGAGAGAGACAGGAAUGAGAAAAGGUUGACUUUUUAUUUCCCACGCACAAAAUAUGCAUUCUCAUCAUGGCCCUUCUGCGAUGGGGUAGCUUGAUCUGGUUCUCGGGUACAAGGAUAAAGGUUCCUGAAAUGAAGGGAUGCGAUGUGAUAAUAAAAAAAUCAUGAUCUACUGGUUCCAGGCUUUUCUUUCCGGCAUGGUUAAAAAGACUCAUUUUCUUCCAUUCUUCUCCUGGUCCACUCGGCGUCCUUUCAUAGAAACCCAUGGUUAGGGCUUUGGGUUUAGACCUGGACCGUCUCCAUGCC